Molecule: messenger RNA, 540 nt
Organism: Culex quinquefasciatus (southern house mosquito)
Lineage: Eukaryota; Metazoa; Arthropoda; Insecta; Diptera; Culicidae
Product: homeobox protein SIX3
Exons: 2
Coding region: 65-367 (100 amino acids)
Source: RefSeq, a predicted model, not a curated record
AGAAGCCACAAACGAAUUCAGAGCGUUCUAUUUACAGGUUCCAUUGAGAAACUAAAAUUUUAUAAUGAGAACUUUUGCCAUUAUUUCGCUGGCCAUUGUGGCAGUAGCCCUUUUGAUUGACUUCUGCUCGGCCCACGAUGACAAGAAGAAGCCGGACGGGCAUCUGCAGGAGGUGGAAGCCAUGCUGAUGGAGCAGGGUCACCUGCCUGCCUUCGAGGAGUUGUCCCGGUUCCGACGAGCUGCCGAGGAGGAUUCCGAGGGUGGCAAGGGAAAGGGUAAGGGCAAGGGUAAAGGAAAGGGUCGCGGAGGUCCAGACGGCCAGGGAGGCCAGGGUGGACAGGGUGGCGGCCAGGGAGGACAGGAAUAAGCUGGCGGGGAUGUUUGGGGAUACUGAAAGAUCUGAAUCUGGUUGUCAGUGGGUUCUUGGGAAAUUAAUUGGCAGUGCACUGAUGAUGUUAGUUGCUAGUUUUAUGUUAUGUUGAUUUUUAAAUUUGCAAGUUUUUGAGCAUGGUGGUAAAUAAAUAAGUGCAAAAGAAUUGU